GGAUAUUUGGUCCCGAUCCUACUGGUUCGUCACUUGCUGAAGAAGGGUCUCGACCCGAAACCUCGCCUAUUUCCUUCGCUCCAUAGAUGCUGCCCAGAUACUGCUCCACUAGUAUCUUUGAUGCCGCCUCACCCGCGGAGUUUCGCCAGCAUUUUUGUCGACCGUCACUCAGACGUGGUCCUUGCCCCAUCACACGUCACUCCAGCUUGGCCCCGCCCCGCCCCGCGGUCCCCUCAACCCCAGGCCCGAACCACAUCCGCGAUUGCUUUCCUUGCAACAGGUGCCGCUUGUCCCGCUGAGUGGCCCCAGCAUUUUCCGUUUUUAUUGUGUUUUAAACGUUCUCCUGGUCAAAACAUCUCCGCGCACAGGCCCCACCCGGCUCACAGUCACAGCCGCCCUUGCCCCAGGCAGGUUCAACUCUCAGCAGCGACCGGCGUUUAUAAACACUGUCUUCCUGCAUUCUGGCCAGAAUCGAUCCUAUUAGUGAUAUAUUAUUUUAACCCCGCCCCGCUCACUCCCAGCAAUUAUCCUUGUGCUACGAUGCGAUUACAUUGCUAUAUUUUACGUGAUCCCUGACACAAGCGACCACUAAGUGGCACUUUUCUGGCCUUUGGAAGGACAAGAUCCUCGGGUAUCGGGUGACAAUUCAGCUGCCAUGUCUCAGAGUGUGUUGGCAGGAAUGGAGAACUCAGCCGUGACUGUGCUGAAGAGGGCGAUCGAAUUGGACAAUGAAUCCCGCUUGCCAGAUGCAUUGGUUUGUUAUCAGGAAGGCAUCCAUCUUCUGAUGGAAGUUCUGAAAGCUACAAAGGAAGAAGCUAAAAAAGUCCAUUAUCGAAAGAAGAUAGCAGACUACAUGGAUCGAGCAGAAAAAAUUAAAGAACAACUGAAUGACCUCAAAGAAAAAGGAAAAUACCACGAACAGAUCAAAAUUCCAGAUGAUGCUACGGGGUUUUGUUAUGAAAAAUUGUUCAAACCAUACUUGGAUUCAUUUGUUACUGAGGUCUGGGUGGAAGAUCCAUAUAUCAGGCAUGUUCACCAGGUGUACAACUUCUUGAAAUUCUGCGAGAUGCUUGUAAAAGGACCUUGCAGUGUGAAAACUAUCCAUCUGCUGACUUCACUUGAUAAUGCUGGUAAUGUGCAGCAGACCAGCGGCCUAGAGGAAAUAAAACAGUCAUUGCAGAGGUACAAUAUAACGUUGGAGGUGAAAUACUCCCCUUCAAUACACGAUCGAGAAAUCAGAUUCAACAAUGGGUGGAUAAUCAAGAUUGGAAGAGGAUUAGAUUACUUUAAAAAAACACAGAGCCGAUUUUCCAUUGGUUACUGUGAUUUUGACCUGAGACAUUGUCACGAAACUACAGUAGACAUUUUCCACGUCAAGCAUACAAAGAAUACAUAGCUUGGAGCAAUGACGAUUCAGAUUAUUUUAUUACUAUUAUGUUAUGUCACUGAUAAUUUAGAUAUUUUGUAAUAAAGUUACUAUUACUUGAAUGCUUGGCACACUGAACUUGAGUGUUAUCAAAAAUAAACUGAAAAUACUAAACCUAACAAUUCAGCAGGGUUUUUUAAAAAUGUUUAAUAUUUUGGUAUACAAUUGUUUUUUUGUUACAGCCCCAUGUUAACUUCAGUGUAUGACUUCUAUAUACACAGUGCAGGACCAGUAAGGUAGAGAACAAUACAUUUUAAUAAGGGGUACUGGGUUACAACAAUGCUGGAAAUUAACUACAUGCUGUUCCUCAUCCGAAGCAUGAAUUUCAUUUGAUAUACAUUCCCAUGUCAGCUUCACACCACUUGCACCAUACAAAAAUAUUAAAUACAUAUUCAAUUAGUUUACUUCAUACAUGCUGUGACUUAAAAGUAAUAAUAAUGCCCACAAUUUAUAUUCUGUCAGGUCUUCAAAAGGUUCAUAAGUGGCCUGUAUUCUCUUUACCACCCAAGAUUGCUGUAUUGUCAGUUUAAUUUUCCAUGUAUCGAUUUCUAAUAACAACAGUAAACAUAUCUACAUAAACUUCAUUUUUCUGUAUGGGAAAAAAAUGAACGUGGACACUUACGAUUUUGAAAAAUCAGAUUGGUAUGAGAGUCAUUACCAAUAGCUUUUAAAACAAUUUUAACGAGAGUACUGGUUCAUACCUCAAUGUAGACUUGUAAAUUCAAAGGUAAAUUGUUUAAACCAGGCUAAGAAAAUACAUUUGUGAUUUUCCAAGUGGCCUUUGAGUUAAAGCUUCUAUAUACAAAAUCCUAUUUUUAUUUUUAUCAAUCAUUUGUCCAGAGAAAAAUAACAUACAAAUGCUGAGACAAAAACCUACCAUUUAAAAAAAAAAGUAGUAAGAAGUCAGGAUGUCACACAUAUUUUAAGCAGUCCUUGAAAAAUUAAGUUUAAUUCAAAAGUGCCAAUACUUUAGCAAUGUUUAUGCAAUUCCUACUAUAACCAAAAGCUCUGCAAUAGCAGCUCAUCAAUACUUAAAGUUAGCAGAGGCAUAGCCACAACAAAAAGUUUUUAAUCCAUAUUACUGAAGCUAGAGUAUAGAUAUUUAACAGAAUAUGCAAAAGCCAUCAUGAUCAAACAGUCGGAAACAAAUGCAGGAAAGCUACCAGAAAAGACCAGCCUCUUCAAAGCUCUGCAAUGAUCAGCCCAGAGAGCAAUUCAUAGCAUGCUAUUUUAAUCACUAUUAACUACAUGUUCAUUCUCACUGGGAAUAUUACACAAGUAUAAUGAGGCCCAACAAAUCAGUUAGAUUAUCACUUUAAUGCUUAAAGCAAAUUGCACCUCUGUAUUGCAAUUUUUCUAUACAAAGUGUAUACAGUACCAUAUAAAGUCUAUACAGUACUGCAUCAUGGGUAUUAAGAAAUAUACUAAUUUGUUCAGAAUAAAUUGUGAAAAUUACUGUGUACAAACCUUGGGAUUUAUGAAACUCUUCAACCGAAGCAUGAUGCUUAAUAUUUAUGUAUUUCUUUUAAAAUUAAAACAAUAAGUGUAUUAUUAGAAGUUUUAUUUUCAAGGCUAUACAUUUCUUUUGAAACGUGUUGAACAAUAUAAAAAAUGCAUUGUGAAAUUAUACAAUACUAUAAUAAUUGUAAAUGCUGGGGCAAAAAUAAAGCAUUGGAAUUUGCUAA
This is a messenger RNA of Leucoraja erinaceus (little skate), 3111 nucleotides long. RefSeq names its product MIT, microtubule interacting and transport, domain containing 1 (gene mitd1). The record is from RefSeq and is a predicted model, not a curated record. Gene Ontology annotation, biological process: midbody abscission. Gene Ontology annotation, cellular component: midbody. NCBI's taxonomy places the organism in Eukaryota, Metazoa, Chordata, Chondrichthyes, Rajiformes, Rajidae. The coding region runs from base 656 to 1396 and encodes 246 amino acids. The transcript is spliced from 8 exons.